AUGAGUGAGGCAGCAGGCAAAACUUUAAGGAAAUAUAAAAUUGUUUUUCUCGGAGAACAAGGUGUUGGGAAAACUUCAUUGAUCACAAGGUUUAUGUACGAUACAUUCGAUGAUAAUUAUCAGGCAACUAUCGGUAUUGAUUUCCUAUCGAAAACAAUGUAUUUGGACGAUAAAACCAUUAGAUUACAGUUAUGGGAUACUGCUGGGCAGGAAAGGUUCAGGUCCUUGAUCCCAUCGUACAUACGUGAUUCGCAUGUAGCAAUUGUGGUGUACGAUGUGACUAAUAGGAAAUCUUUUGAAUACAUUGACAAAUGGAUUGAAGAUGUCAAGAUGGAACGUGGUGAGGAAAAUGUAAUAUUGGUUAUCGUUGGUAACAAGAGUGACCUUGUAGAAGAAAGACAAGUAUCGACUGAAGAAGGUGAACGGAAAUCAACUGUACUAAAUGCCAAAUUGUUUAUAGAAACUUCAACAAAGGCAGGAUUUAAUGUUAAAACACUAUUCAAGAAGAUCGCAAAGCUUCUUCCUGAGUUCCAAGACGCACAGUCUACUCCCCUUGAUAAUGACACUAACGAUAAGAAGCCCGGUGUCAUCAACCUCGCCGCACCAGAUGAAUCCCAACAGUCAAACGGAUGCUGUUGA
Messenger RNA from Kluyveromyces lactis, 639 nucleotides. RefSeq names its product Rab family GTPase YPT6 (gene YPT6). The record is from RefSeq and is a predicted model, not a curated record. Lineage: Eukaryota; Fungi; Ascomycota; Saccharomycetes; Saccharomycetales; Saccharomycetaceae. Gene Ontology annotation, molecular function: GTP binding; GTPase activity. The coding region runs from base 1 to 639 and encodes 212 amino acids. The transcript has a single exon.